Darwinula stevensoni is the source of this 669-nucleotide messenger RNA. Lineage: Eukaryota; Metazoa; Arthropoda; Ostracoda; Podocopida; Darwinulidae. The record is from the annotation of a GenBank genome assembly.
ACGUCUCAGUACGAGAUGCUGCAUGUGACCCCCCCGAUGUACGCCCCAGAGGUGCUGAGAACGUGCGAAAAGUUGGUGGACCAGGAAGGGUACUUGGACGUGGAUAAAAACACCCUCCAGCAUAAAAAGUACCCGAACAUCUUCGGCGUCGGAGAUUGCACCAACAUCCCUACUGCGAAGACGGCCGCCGCGAUAUCCGAGCAGUUGCGCGUGUUGAAGAUGAACCUGUUCCUCCAAAUGGAAGGGAAGCCUCUGAAACCCCUCUACGACGGAUAUUCUUCCUGCCCGCUGCUCGUCGGGUUCGACAAGUGCAUCUUGGCCGAGUUCGAUUUCGACGGGGAACCGCUGGAGACGUUCCCGGUGGACCAAGGAAGCCCGAGACGGUUCCCGUUCCUUCUUAAGAGGGAUUUCAUGCCGCAUCUCUACUGGCUGGCGCUUCUCACGUAUGACGGGAUUCUGGGACGGGCCGGGUCGGUACAGGAAGAUGAUGCAUCUGGGUAUGGGUCGCUGACGGGCUACAACGAAGACGGUGCUCAUAUCAUCUUCGCCUCGAUUUCUCCUCAAAUGCUUUGGGAUGUGGUCUUUCAUUGUAAUUGCAGGGGCUUCGGUCCUUUGGGUCGUCUGGCGCUCGGAGCUCGGUAAAUGAUCGAAUUGUGUUGCUGGAAGUGG